This is a messenger RNA of Naegleria gruberi, 2461 nucleotides long. Its product is annotated as CAP_ED domain-containing protein. The record is from RefSeq and is a predicted model, not a curated record. NCBI's taxonomy places the organism in Eukaryota, Heterolobosea, Eutetramitea, Acrasida, Naegleriidae. Gene Ontology annotation, molecular function: protein-containing complex binding. The coding region runs from base 56 to 2440 and encodes 794 amino acids. The transcript has a single exon.
AUCACAUCAAGUUUUUCUGAACAUCCUCAACAGUAGGAUCAUCAAGAAUACCAGAAUGAAUCGUAACAUCGAUUCCUCUCAAGUACAUUUCAGGGCCACCAGCAGUUUGGAUACUAGAACAACCCGCCAUUUUCCCUUCUCUCGAACUCAUACUGCCAGCCAAAACAAACGAAAUAAUGAUGUACAAAACUCUUUCAAUACAUCAGCCAGCUAUCCUUCCCCUUACAAUCCCAAUAAGAAUAGUGAUCCAAACAGUGUCAAUCUAUUCAAUACACCUCUAAAAUCAAAACCAAUUCCCAAUAAUAAUAAUGCAAAUAUCUUUCCAAAACUUCCGAAUGGUAAGGGACAAGCACUCCCUCCUCUUCAAAACAAACCUCCACCAACAACAGCUUCCUCAGGGUCUAGAAAGAAGGAUAUCUCUUCAACUCUUGAUGAUGAAUUUGGUUCAUCUGGACCAUUAAAUGAAAUCAACUGGGAGAGAAAGACGAAGAAGAGACUGAAACCAAUUUCUGCCUUUAUCACUGAAACUAUCAAUGCUCAAGUGGCAGAAGAAUCUGUAAAUAGUUCAAUCGUUACAACGGAAGAAGCAAGUAACAAUGGAGGGGGAGGCACUUUCCUUACCGAACUCUCAAGAUCAGCCUCUCCUAUCGGAAUGAAUAGUAAUAAGGAAAAUAGAGUAGAAAUUCAAUCAAAGACUUUCUUCAAACAAAAUCGAGCACCAACCACUAAUCAAACAAAUUUGGAACUCUAUGUUGAGGAUCCAUUCGAUGUUACUGAUAGAAACAGUUGUGUCAAGAAAGCAAUUAGUGGAACCAUUAGACGUGUAAAUAUAUUAACACACAAAAAAUUCGAGUAUUGGAAAAACAACUCUGAUAACAAGUUUGUAGCUUCUGAACUUUUGACCAAGUUUCCUCAACAGGAGCUCGAUGCCAGUUAUCAAAGAUCCCUUAUGAGUAGGGCUAAGGAGUUAGACGACAGGCCUGAUUUCACCAGACAAACCUUGGAACUGUUAUUUUUGCCAUUUAAAACUUUUGAGAAUAAUAAUUUAGUGGAAACAUCACUCAAUCCAGAAGCAGAACAAUCAGCUGCUCAAAUCAACUCAGAUGAUGUUCAGAAUACAGGUCCAAAGAGGGUUGCAGAUAAAAAAUUUGAAGACAAAAUAGAUGAAGAACUCAAACGAAGUGAUGUGGUAUUUAAGGAAUUAUUUACCAAAUCCUAUCAAAUGGCCAAAUCAACGAUAACACAUUCUUCAACUCUCAAAAAUCCACUAGUUGGUAUUUUGGCAGGAUCAGACUUCUUACCUGCCUAUCAAUCCGAAUAUGUGACAAUAGCAAAGCCAAAAGCAAAGAGAAAGGUGUUAAAUAGUGAUGUUUGGAGGAAUGAAUUUCUCGAUGCUCAAAUCAACCACCAACAAGAUUUGCUUAACAUUCUGGAUACAAGAUAUGGAAAUAGAUACAUUGUUGAACAGUCUCAAAUUUAUUUGGAAAAGUUGGUUCAAAGAUCAGUGAAACGAUCUGAGAGAUUUGCUCUCAAUGGCCUCAAUGAAACUAUUCAAAGAAAGCCUGGAGAUAUAACUUUUGAAUCAUUUUGGGAUAGAUACAGUAAAACUUUGGAAGUGGAAAAGACACAAUUUUACCAGACAGUGCUUUUCUACAGAAGGUUAUUGUUUCACUUGGAAACAAUUCAAAUUCCAUCACCCGACAAUUCUUAUCUGAUAAGAUUACUCGAGAGUAUAAGAUUAAGACUAAUUGAGAAUCCAAGACAAGAAUUGACAAAAGAGCAUAUUUUCUUUAGUAAUAUCAAACCAUUGGUCGAGGAAAUGUCAAGGUUUGAUAAGCUUCAUCCUGAAGAUGGUGGAAGAUUGGAUGCAUUCUUCAGUAAUAGAGAGACCAUUAAGGUUAUUCAAUUUUUUAUUGCCGAGCUCAAUAUUAACAGUGAUGAUUUGUUUACAAACUUCUUACUCAAAUUGAGAAUUAAACAUACAAAGGUUCUGGAUGAGCUAAGAACCAGGCUUAAAGAAAGAGAAAGACAACAACAAGCACUGAUCAAGAAGGUUGAUCUCUUCCUUGUAGAUGGUGCGGAAAAGAACUUUAUCAGAGCGAUGGUUAUGGCUCUCCAACCUCACUCUGCACUGGCUGGUUCUUUAAUUGUGAAGAAGGGUGAUACUGCCAAUGAAAUGUUUUUCAUUCUCAAAGGUUUUGUUGAGGUUAUCACAGAGGGCAUUGAUCCAAAAGUCAUUGCUACAUUGGAUGAAGGUAAAUUCUUUGGGGAGGUUGGUGUCGUUCUCGAUCAGACUAGAAUGGCCACUGUAAGGGCUGGGUCGCACUGUGACUUGUUUGUGCUUAGUAAGAGUGCAUUGAAGAGAAUUGAGGAAGAAUUUCCAGAACCUUGUCAAAAGAUUAGGGAUAAGGCAAUUGAAAGACUUAACUCUGUAAAAUAAAUUAAUUUAUUUUUAAACUGC